Molecule: messenger RNA, 1756 nt
Organism: Cuculus canorus (common cuckoo)
Lineage: Eukaryota; Metazoa; Chordata; Aves; Cuculiformes; Cuculidae
Gene: FLRT1
Product: fibronectin leucine rich transmembrane protein 1
Exons: 1
Coding region: 49-1695 (548 amino acids)
Molecular function (GO): protein binding
Source: RefSeq, a predicted model, not a curated record
UCGUCCUCCUCCUCCUCCCUCCUCCUGGUGCUGCUCUUCGCCGCCGCCAUGGCGGCCGCCUGCCCUUCCGUGUGCCGCUGCUCGGGCGGCCGCGUUUACUGCAACGACCGCGGGCUGACGGCCGUUCCCGACGGACUCCCUUUGAGCGCCACCACUUUAUUCCUCCAAAACAACCGGAUCGGCGACGGCGGCAUCCCGCCGCGCUUGGCCCUCCUCCCGGCCUUACGCGUCCUUUACCUUUACGCCAACGCUCUGGAACACCUCCCCGCGCAUUUACCGCCGGCGUUACGGGAGCUCCACCUCCAGGACAACAACGUCCGAGGGUUGUACCGACGGGCGCUGGCGCGGGCGCCGCUCCUCGAGCGUUUACACCUCGACGAUAACUCCGUCUCGGCCGCCGGCAUCGAGGAAGACGCCUUCGCCGACAACCGCCGCCUUCGCCUCCUCUUCCUCUCGCGGAACCACCUCAGCAGCGUCCCGCCGGGGUUACCGCCGGCGCUGGAGGAGUUACGCCUCGACGAUAACCGCAUCCACACCAUCCCUCUCCGCGCUUUCGAGGGGUUACCGGCGCUGCGGCGCUUGGUGUUGGACGGCAACCUCUUGGCCAACCAACGCAUGGCCGACGACACCUUCAGCCGCCUCCAGAACCUCAGCGAGCUCUCGCUGGGCCGCAACGCCUUGGCGGCGCCGCCGGCCAACCUCCCCCGCGCUCGCCUACGCCGCCUCUCCUUAGCGGCCAACGCCAUCAACCACGUCCCCGCCGGCGCUUUGGCGCGGAUGAGGGCCUUGGAACGCUUGGAUCUCUCCGAUAAUAAUUUAACCACUUUACCGCGAGGCCUUUUCGACGAUUUGGGCAGUUUGAGCCAUUUGGCGUUACGCAACAACCCGUGGUUCUGCGGUUGCAACAUGGCGUGGCUGCGGGAUUGGUUACGGCGCCGCGCGCCCGCCGGUUUGGAGGUGAAGGGUUUAUUAUGCCAAGCGCCGGCGCGGUUACGCGGGUUACCGGUGGGUGAGUUGAGCGGGGAAAUGGAUGCCUGCGAUGCUCCCGCCGGGCCGGCGUCGCCGGGAGGAGGCACGGCGGUGGCGUCGCGUGACAUCAUGGCGGAAUCCCCGCCUGCCACGGCGGCACCGCCGGGUUUAUGGGUUCAAGCGUUACCCGGCGGCGCUUUACGCGUCCGAUGGCCGCCGUGGCCGCCGGGAGCGUCGUUACGGUUGAGUUGGUUACGGCCGGGCCGCGGAGCCUUAACGGAGACAUUGGUGCGCGGCGAACGCGGCGAAUACGUGGUUCGGGCUUUAACGCCGCGAGCGCCGUAUCGCGUUUGCCUUUCGCCCCUCGACGCCGGAUCGCCGCGGCCGCCGCUUUGCGCUCAAGCGCGCGCCGGCGAUGGCGUCGACGAACCUUCGCCGAAACCUCCCGUAACGCCUUUCGGGGUCCCUCCGGCCGCCGCCGCCGCCGCCGCCGCCAUGGCGAUGGCGGUGGUGCUCGGGGGGUUCGGGGGGUACUGCGUGAGGAGGAGGAGAAAGAAGAGGAGGAUGGGGGGCGCCCCCAAAAUGGCGGCGUUGGCGUUACGGGCGCUGCGGCCGCCGGACGAAGGGGGGGUUCGUACUAUCUUCCCCCCACAACCGCCGCCGCCGCCGCCCCAUAGCGCUCGGGGGCAGCGGGGGGGGCGAGUGCCCCACGGAGAGGGGUCCUGAGGACCCCCCCCCAAAAAAAAACCCCCCUGGAUUUUAGAUAGAAUUCAACCCCCCCCCCCAA